This is a messenger RNA of Neolamprologus brichardi, 2206 nucleotides long. RefSeq names its product phospholipase A1 member A (gene pla1a). Gene Ontology annotation, biological process: lipid catabolic process. NCBI's taxonomy places the organism in Eukaryota, Metazoa, Chordata, Actinopteri, Cichliformes, Cichlidae. Gene Ontology annotation, molecular function: glycerophospholipid phospholipase A1 activity. The record is from RefSeq and is a predicted model, not a curated record.
UUGAAUACAAAUGAGGUCAUGGAUUCACCACCAGGCAAAGACUUUCAACCACUUUUUCAGAGCAAACCCUGACUGGGAAAGGAAUAAAAAAGAAAACUGGCCCCCUAAUUGAAUCCGAAGAACAAAAAGAAAAUGACACCGAGAAGUUUGUUGUGGAUACGUUCAGUUUAAAAGUGGAACGUUAGAGGAAAAGAAACAGUGAACCCGGGUCUUUAUAUUCUGGACUAAUUUGGCCUGUUUUAUAUGGAUUCCAGCAUUGCUUCACCCCUGAUGUUUGCCAGAUAAACUCUGAGUUUCUGUUUCAGUGUUACAGCACUGCACAGAGCUGGGAUUUAGUCAAGCCUAAAGCUGAUCACCAAUCUGGGAGCUAAAGAGAGCAGCUGAGCACCAUUAAGAACUAACAAACUCCUGGCAGCUACUUUCAACAUUCACUUCACUGACACCACAGAAAUGCUUUGGGAGUGCAAAACCUUCCUCUUCUGCAUUUUGUCGGUCUACAUCACAUCACUGGUGGUGGCUUCAGAUGAAAGGCAGCAAGAUAAUCACUGUGCUGAUCUCAACAACAUCACAUGGCGGCAAUACCAGCAGCAAAGAGUCAGACUGAACGUCCAGUAUCUGCUGCUGACCAGGGAAAAUAUGGACUGUCCACAAGCAUUCAAUGAGACCUCCCUCACCAUGGAGAACUCCUACUUCAACCCCUCGCGUCCUACAAAGGUUAUCAUCCACGGGUACAGGACCCGUGGGAGUAAGCCCUCCUGGGUGAAGAGGUUAAGCCAGGCGCUUUUAAGAUCUCAAGAUGUGAAUGUGGUGGUGGUAGACUGGGUCCGCAGUGCGUCCUUUGCCUACAACCUGGUGGUAGAGAUCUACAGAGAGGUGGCCAUACAGAUUUCUGUCCUCAUCAAUCAGCUGCAGAAUCAUGGCUGCAGACUCGAAUCCUUCCACUUUAUCGGGGUCAGUCUCGGGGCACAUGUCGCUGGUUUUGUGGGAACUUUGUUUGAAGGGAAAAUAGGAAGAAUCACAGGCCUGGACCCUGCUGGACCCAUGUUUAAAGGAGCGGACACCUAUAGCCGGUUGGACCCUUCUGACGCUCAGUUUGUGGAUGCCAUCCACACAGACUCUGACUAUUUUGGCAUCUCCAUCCCUGUUGGCCAUGUGGACUUCUUUCUGAAUGGAGGGAAGGACCAGAUUGGAUGUGCACGCUCCAGGUUUGACUCAAUUUUCUUGUAUUUUUUAGUGUACAGUUAUGUGAUAUGUGACCACAUGAGGGCGCUGGACGUCUACAUGAGCGCGCUGAACGGCUCGUGCCCGUUAAUGGGGAUCCCGUGCUCCAACUAUGAGGACUUCCUGAAGGGACGCUGUAUGGACUGCGACAUCUUCAGAGGGAAAUGUCCAGUAAUAGGUUUAUCAGAAAACAGUGGGAUAUCUAUAUCUCCCAUUCCCAAAGAGCAGACGCUAUUCCUCCUCACGACUUCUUCACAGCCAUAUUGUGCUCACCACAUCCUGGUGGAGUUGGAAGUUUCGAAACUGGAUAAGAGCGCUGAGAUUGAAGUGACCCUGACAGCUGAAACCCUGGAAACAAAGCAGAUCCUCAGGCUUCAGACAGAUACAACAGUGUACAGGACGGUGAUGGCUCACUCUACCCCCCAGUGUGAAAUCAACUCCAUCAGGCUGACAAACACAGGAGCUCGCUUCUACAGACAGGCAGAGAUCCACGUCAAGUCUGUCUGCGUGACUGAGUUUCCCUCUCUCAGGCGCAAAGAUCCUGUGUGUGUGAACAAAAUCAACAUCAGACGGGGAGCUCCGUGGUCCCACGACCUUGUGCAGUUGUGUGACUUCUAAAGAGAAUGAUCUCCUCGACAACAAUUGAAAAGUGCAUAGUGUGCAGCAGUCUGGCCUAUGAAGAUACUAACACAGAGAUGGUUUCACAUUUUUAUACCUUGUUUAAUUUUGGGAAAAUAUCAUUGGAGUUCAACCUCAAGGGGCGGAGCCUUAUAUUUUCUAACAUCAUGACUAAAACUGGGGGGAAAAAAAGAUUAUUUACAUUAUCAGUAUUUCCGUUACAAUAUUAUUAAUAUUAUAACUAUCUUUCUUUUUUGCCUAUACUCACUAAAGCGUUGAAGUGUUUAUGAAACCAAACAGUCUAGUUUCACAUCCUAGUCCCUUGUUUUUUGUUCUUUUAGCAUUAAAUGCAGCAACAAACUCUUAA